AUGUGCUCGGCUCCAGGACUGGCCCACUCCUCCCCGGGAGACCAGGUAGUGUGGGGCCCGAGUGAGGGAGGCGCUUCCCGCCUGGCUGGUGCAGGUUAUGCGGAGCGUCACCGCCAUCACGUGUGCUCAUGCUUCAGGCCCAUGGCGUGCUCUAGGUGGCAAAUCCCUUAUCAAGAGCUGGCCAUCGCUCCUCGGACGCACAGAGAACAGUGCAACCCUGGAACUCGUCCUGUUGAGAAAAAAAUACCUGCAAAAACUGUAAAGCCUGUGGAAAACCAAGAUGACGACGACUCUAUAGCGGAUUUUCUCAAUAGUGACGAGGAAGAGGACAGAGUUUCUUUGCAGAAUUUAAAGAAUUUAGAGGACUCUGCAACGUUAAGAACAUUACUGCUCAAUCCCCACCUACGACAGCUGAUGGUCAGCCUGGACCAGGGGGACAACAAAGCGAAGCUCAUGAGAGCCUGCAUGCAGGAGCCCUUGUUUGUGGAGUUUGCAGACUGCUGUUUGCGAAUCGUGGAGCCCUCCCAGAGCGAGGACUCCUAGGAUGACUUAGUGUGCUGCUCGCCCACGCACGUGCUCAGCUCCCAGGACUGGCCCACUCCUCCCCGGGAGACCAGGUAGUGUGGGGCCCGAGCGAGGGAGGCGCUUCCCGCCUGGCUGGUGCAGGUUAUGCGGAGCGUCACUGCCAUCACGUGGGCUCGUGCUUCAGGCUGAUGGCGUGCUCUAGGUGGCAAAUCCCUUAUCAAGAGGAUACUUAACAUUCAGUACUUGUUUUAAAAAGUUUUAUUUUUGGUACAGAUAGCAUUUAUCAAGUUUCACACUCACGUGAGUUAAAAACUUGAUCAGUGUUACUAAAUAAAAUCAAGAUGUGGU
Messenger RNA from Tupaia belangeri chinensis (Chinese tree shrew), 873 nucleotides. Its product is annotated as zinc finger HIT domain-containing protein 3. The transcript has 5 exons. The record is from RefSeq and is a predicted model, not a curated record. Gene Ontology annotation, molecular function: protein binding. The coding region runs from base 1 to 543 and encodes 180 amino acids. NCBI's taxonomy places the organism in Eukaryota, Metazoa, Chordata, Mammalia, Scandentia, Tupaiidae.